Molecule: messenger RNA, 978 nt
Organism: Melitaea cinxia (Glanville fritillary)
Lineage: Eukaryota; Metazoa; Arthropoda; Insecta; Lepidoptera; Nymphalidae
Product: transcription factor LBX2-like
Exons: 4
Coding region: 1-978 (325 amino acids)
Biological process (GO): regulation of transcription by RNA polymerase II; cell differentiation
Cellular component (GO): nucleus
Molecular function (GO): RNA polymerase II cis-regulatory region sequence-specific DNA binding; DNA-binding transcription factor activity, RNA polymerase II-specific
Source: RefSeq, a predicted model, not a curated record
AUGGAAUCGAGGAUGCAGGACAGCCACAAGUCUUUCCUCAUCAAGGAUCUGCUGGGCGACGUGUUGAGGCCGGGUGUAGGGGUUACAGGUACAUUACAAGAAGUUGAAGAUAAUUCGAACAAUAGAUGCGAUUCGGCGAUAACACAUAAUCCUGAAGAUUCGGACAUCGAUGAUGACAUAUCUGUAGGGGACAACCGUUCAGAGACAUCGACUCCUAAAAAGAUUCAGGUUACAUAUGGAAACGAAUCUGAAGGAUACGAGAGGAAGGCGGACUGUCAAAAAAGAACCGAAUCGGAAAACGAACGAUCAACUCCAAUAGAAUAUAAUCCCAAUCGAAUACCAAAUUCAGAAUAUUCUUCCCCAUUUAAAGAAGACGAGCACGACUAUGAACGUCCAGAAGAGUCAGUGAAGCUUUAUGAAGGUUCCCUAUUCCAGCUUUAUAGGCCAGACAGGGAAGGAGCGAAGGAUGGUGAAAGUGCGUUUGAAGUAGCGGGCUCUAUAUCUGAAAGUAUUUAUGGCAGGUCUAUGGAUCUAACGAAGAAUACUUUCCAGUCGCAAUUGUUGGCCGGGUUCGCUGCGUCCGUGAUGGCGGGCAGCUCGCAAAGAGACGGGCAGGAUUCUUCUGAUCGCCAAUCAGGCCGAAGUGGGGGUACACCUAACUCAGGUCGGAAACCCCGUCGCCGACGCACCGCGUUCACACACGCGCAACUCGCGUACUUGGAGCGCAAGUUCAGAUGUCAGAAGUACCUGAGUGUUGCUGAUCGCGGAGAUGUGGCCGAUGCGCUUAACUUAAGCGAAACUCAAGUCAAGACUUGGUAUCAAAAUAGGAGAACAAAAUGGAAACGUCAAAAUCAGCUACGUCUGGAACAGCUCCGCGCUCAGGCAGCGACCGGUGAAAGAGAACUGUCUGCGCAUGCGCUGCCUCUCGCCUGCGCGCUCCUACCCCCAUACCCCGCGUAUAUGCACUGCCAUUUGUAA